Rotaria sp. Silwood1 is the source of this 600-nucleotide messenger RNA. The record is from the annotation of a GenBank genome assembly. NCBI's taxonomy places the organism in Eukaryota, Metazoa, Rotifera, Eurotatoria, Philodinida, Philodinidae.
AUGGAUUAUGACAAUAUUGUUAUAAUACUUGGUAAUGGUGAUGGAACUUUCAAAGAACCUAUGACAUUCUCAAUCGACAACGAUAAUAAUUCUAUGGGUCCUAUGGUGGUAAAUGAUUUUAAUAGUGAUGGUCUGAUGGACAUUGUUGUUGCUAAAAACGAUGCAGACAAUUUAUAUGUGCUACUUGGCAAUGGGGAUGGCACUUUCAAAAUACAAAUAACUUAUUCGACUGGACAUUUGAAUGUUCCAACUUGGAUCGCUGACGGCGAUUUCAAUACUGAUGGCUUAUUGGAUAUUGUUAUGGUUCGCCGUGAUCUUGACAGCAUAGAUAUAUUAUUUGGCAACGGCGAUGGGACGUUGCAAGUACCAAGAACACUUUCUACUGGUGAUAUGACUGAACCAAUAUCGAUUGCAAUCGGUGAUUUCGAUAAUGAUAAACGACUGGAUAUAACUUUUGGUAUGCCUAUGGGUAAAGGUGUUGGUGUGAUGCUUGGUAAUGGAGAUGGUACUUUCAAACAACCAUCAAUGUUUGUUAUUGAAGCUGGUAUCGAUAAUAAAGAAAGUGUAUUUUUUUUUCUAUUGCCUGGUUUUGAACAAUGA